Molecule: messenger RNA, 2268 nt
Organism: Jaculus jaculus (lesser Egyptian jerboa)
Lineage: Eukaryota; Metazoa; Chordata; Mammalia; Rodentia; Dipodidae
Gene: Cdt1
Product: chromatin licensing and DNA replication factor 1
Exons: 10
Coding region: 16-1680 (554 amino acids)
Biological process (GO): regulation of DNA-templated DNA replication initiation; mitotic cell cycle; DNA replication preinitiation complex assembly
Cellular component (GO): nucleus
Molecular function (GO): DNA binding; DNA polymerase binding
Source: RefSeq, a predicted model, not a curated record
CUGCUUGCAGGCGUCAUGGCGCAGAGCCGUGUCACGGACUAUUUUGUACGCCGCCGCCCUGGCCUCGCCGCGCCGCGGCUCAAGAAGAAGGUCUGCAGCACCCCGAGCCCCGCCGGCUCCGAGCCCCUGGCGCCCGCCCCAGGCGGCAGCCGCAAGCGCGCCCGACCGCCCGCCGCGCCCGGGAGCGACCGGGAGCCCGCGCCGCCCGCGCGCCGGAGGCUGCGACUUCAGGACUCGGAUUCCUGUCCUGGCUCUCCAGAUGCGCCAAGCUCCCCAACAGCUUCAGACUCGCCAGACCUUGCACCUCUGGUCAAGAGACUAAAGAAAGCCACGGGCUCCGCAGUCUCUCUGCCCCAGCCUACAGUCCAGCAGGACAAGGUUCCUUCAAAGAACUCCGUCUCUGAGCUCAAGUCCUGCCUGCAGCGGGCCCGGGAGUUAGGAGCAAAGGCCCGGGCACUGAGGGCCAGAGCCCAAGAGGAUGCUACAAAGCCUUGCAUCUCAGAGGCCAAGAGCUCCACAGAGCAACUAUGCGGCAAGAAGGCCCCUGCUUACCAACGCUUCCAUGCCCUGGCCCAACCUGGCCCCCCAGGCCUUGUCCUGCCUUACAAAUACCAGGUGCUAGCUGAGAUGUUCCGUAGCAUGGAUACCAUUGUGGGCAUGUUAUUCAACCGCUCUGAGACCGUGACCUUUGCCAAGGUCAAGCAAGGUGUCCAGGACAUGAUGCGCAAACGCUUUGAAGAGCGCAAUGUGGGUCAGAUCAAAACUGUGUAUCCUGCAUCCUAUCGCUUUCGUCAAGAACGCAACAUUCCCACCUUCAAGGACAACGUCAAGAGAUCUGAUUACCAACUCACUAUUGAGCCAUUGCUGGAACAAGAGGCUGGUGAUGGCAUCCCCCAGCUUACAGCCUCACAGCUCCUGCAGCGGCGGUAUGUUUUCCGGCACAACCUGGUGGAGCGGGUCAAGGAGCACCACAAGGCUUUCCUUGCCUCAUUGAACCCCCCCAUGAUAGUACCUGAGGACCAGCUGACACGCUGGCAUCCACGCUUCAAUGUGGAUGAGGUGCCUGAUAUUGAGCCAGCUGAGCUCCCCGUGCCACCCACUGUGGAAAAGCUAACCACUGCCCAGGAGGUGCUGGCCCGUGCCCGCAACUUGAUGUCGCCCAAGAUGGAAAAGGCUUUGAGUGACCUGGCCCUACGCUCAGUUGAGCCCAGCUCCCCGCAGGCUCCCAGCUUGGCACUGCCAGCUACUCCGCCUGCCACCCCACCUACUGCUUCUCCCAGUGCCCUGAAGGGCGUGUCCCAAGCCCUGCUGGAACGGAUCCGGGCCAAGGAGAUCCAGAAGCAGCUGGCACAGAUGACACGGUGCCCGGAGCAGGAGCUGCGGCUGCAGCGGUUGGAGCGCUUGCCAGAGCUGGCCAGGGUGCUGCGUGGAGUCUUCGUGUCUGAGCGCAAGCCGGCACUCACCAUGGAGGUGGUCUGCAGCAGGAUGGUGGGCAGUUGCCACACCACAUUGAGCCUAGAGGAGAUGGAGAAGCACUUGCUGCUCCUGUCCGAGCUGCUGCCAGACUGGCUCAGCCUGCAUCACAUCCGCAACGACACCUACUUGAAGCUGGACAAGGCUGCAGACCUGGCUGGCAUCACCACUCAGCUGGCUCGCCAGACUCGUACUGAGGGGCUGUGACAGUCAACAGGAUUGGUGUUCUGGGCACGUCACUAACAUGAUGCAUGUGGGCCUCAUCUCAGAACUUUUGGGAACAAAGCUCCGCCAAUGUGGAGCUGAACAGUGAGUGGCAGAACGGUGCUCACAUCCUAAGCCUGGGAACUGUGACUUCAUAUUUCAUGUGAUCUCUCAUGACUAUUUGCCUGCAGUGUCCAUCCCAUGAGCUACUCAAGGCUAGUUCUAGGUGCUGUCAAAGCCAAGGUCCAGGUGGAGUUCAGAGGCUAAAAUAGCUCUGAUGUCUCCUGCUCAAGGAUGUUGUCCUGAUUCACAGUCCUGUAACGGAAAUCUUAGAUUCACGUUGAGAACUGCUAACCCAAUUUGAUGAGGACAAGGCACUAAAAUGACAAAGCCAGACCCUUCCCCUCUUUGUAAUGAAAAUAUCUGGGUUUUAAGAUGAAAAAGUUUUGUGAAUAUUAAGGUCAUGGUUUUGUUUGUAUAAAAAUCAACCAUUUUCAAGCCUCAUAUCUCUUGUCCCAGAGGACCCAACUUUCAACCUUAGCUUUUAUAAAGCUUGAGUCACUAGAGAUUUAAAUAAAAGUGCUGUCUAGA